UUGUAAUACCGGACCGCGGCCAUAGUACGCCAUAUCACGGGCGGGGCAUGCAGAACAUGUUUUGUGAAGUGCAACGGUAAGUGCAGCGUUUUGCUCUGUGGUUCCGGUUGCAGGCAGUGUGGUGACAGCGCCAAACAACUUAUAAACAAGGUCACUCACUCGUCCACUCACAAUGGCCAGUGAAUUAAGUGGGAAAAUACAAACCGUGCUAGGGACCAUAGAUCCCUCGGGUCUGGGCAUGACACUGACGCACGAACACCUGAACAUCGACUAUAAGCCGUGCUUCGCUGAACCGCCUGCAAAGUAUAAGGAUCAUGUGAACCUGCCGCUUACCAUUGAGAACCUGUGGUGGAUCCACCGCUAUCCGUAUUCGUGUUGGGACAACCUCGAGUUGAAGACCGUUCAAAAAGAUGUCACAAAUGAGCUCAAAUUCUUUUACGAGAACGGAGGUCGGUCCGUCGUGGAUGCAACGACGAUAGGGAUUGGCCGAAAUUUGACCGAGCUCGCCGAACUGUCCAAAGAGAGUGGAGUUAACAUCAUCGCGGGCGGUGGGUAUUAUUUGGGAUACACCCACCCUCCUGAAAUGAGUACCAUGACCCAGGAGGAGCUCGUACAAGGAAUGGUCCAUGAGAUCACCGCAGGGGCCGACGGGACUAAACUCAAAUGUGGACUCAUCGGCGAGAUUGGCUGCUCCAAUGAUAUAUUGCCUAACGAGAAGAAAGUGCUCCAGGCGACUGCGGAAGCCCAGCGGCAGCUGGGUUGCCCCGUGCUUAUCCACCCGGGCAGGUUGCCCAAAUGCCCCGCCGAGUGCCUUCGCGUCUUACAGGAGGCCGGAGGGGAGGCUGACAAGACGGUCAUGUCUCACAUCGAUCGUUGUCUUUUCAACCGCGAGCAAGUCUUGGAGUUUGCCGAGAUGGGCGGCUACCUGGAGUUCGACUUCUUCGGUACCGAGGUAACUUACUAUCAGCACGACGAGACGGUACCCCUGCCCAGCGACAUCCAGCGGAUCAGACUCAUUAAGAUUCUCGCGGAGGAAGGCUUUGAGGAUAAAGUCGUCAUCGCUCAUGAUAUACACCGCAAGAUGCAACUGAUGAACUACGGAGGCCACGGCUACUCGCACAUCAUUCUCAACGCCCUGCCGAGAAUGCUGGUGAGCGGCUUGUCCCAAGAUGUCAUCGACAAGAUCACCGUGGACAACCCGCGAACUUGGCUGACGUUCAAGUAAAGGCACCUGAGUGUACGGCGGUGUGUUGCCGCGAUCGCUGCCCGGUGUAGAGGUGGAGAUAAACUUUCUCUCGUGUCGCGAGUAAGGUUUAUAUUAAUAAUUGCCAUAGGGCAGCGUACAAAGUGAGUCUUUUACAAGUCCAGUCAGGCUUGAUUUAAGACUAGAUGGCGUGUAAUUAACCUGUGAAUAACACCUGACUUCUGAGCACUACUCUAAAACUGAAGCUGGAGACACAUACCUUUUAUUAAGUGCCUUAUUAAUCCUAAACUAAUAUUUUUAAUACAUACCGGAGCAGUAAACGAAUAUGAAAGGUAUUAACACACUGAAGUUGGUUUUUACAAAACUCAAAAACACAUUGAAUUUCUACAGCAGUUAGACUUGCUUUGCAUUACGAAGUAAAAAAAACACAUAAAAUAUUGAGAUAAAUAUUAAAUAAACACAUUAACAAUUCAACCAAUUAAUAUAAAAAAUAUUUAAAAAUACGAUAACCACCUUGGUAUUUGCAUUAUCACUGGAUCACUGUAUUCAUGAAUAAUUUUCAUAAUCUAGGAAAAGGCACAUUGAUUGUAACCCCUGCGUUAUAUUAACCAAUUUCAGUUUAAUAAAAAUAUAAAAUGCUGCAAAAC
Messenger RNA from Patiria miniata (bat star), 1851 nucleotides. Its product is annotated as phosphotriesterase-related protein-like. NCBI's taxonomy places the organism in Eukaryota, Metazoa, Echinodermata, Asteroidea, Valvatida, Asterinidae. The record is from RefSeq and is a predicted model, not a curated record. Gene Ontology annotation, molecular function: zinc ion binding; hydrolase activity, acting on ester bonds. The coding region runs from base 173 to 1225 and encodes 350 amino acids. Gene Ontology annotation, biological process: catabolic process. The transcript has 7 exons.